AUGUCGAUGGGCAUGGAGAUUGUGGGCAUCGCCCUGGGAGUCAUAGGAUUCAUCCUGGGCAUCGUGGUCUGUGCUUUGCCCAUGUGGAAGGUUACAGCCUUCAUCGGAGCCAACAUCAUUACAGCCCAGACCAUCUGGGAAGGGUUAUGGAUGAACUGUGUGACCCAGAGCACGGGACAGAUGCAGUGUAAGAUCUAUGACUCCCUGCUGGCCUUACCUCAGGACCUGCAGGCUGCCAGAGCCAUGACCGUCAUCGCCAUCAUCCUGGGGAUUCUAGGGGUGAUGGUCUCCAUCGUCGGAGCCAAGUGCACCAACUGCAUCGAUGACGAAUCCGCCAAAGCUAAAGUCAUGAUCAUCUCCGGAAUCUUCUUCAUCCUGGCCGGUAUCCUCGUCCUCAUCCCUGUCUCCUGGUCGGCCAACACCAUCAUCCGAGACUUCUACAACCCCCUUUUGGUCGAGGCCCAAAGGAGGGAGCUGGGAGCCUCACUCUACAUCGGCUGGGGGUCGGCGGCCCUGCUCCUUAUUGGAGGAGCCAUGCUGUGCUGCUCCUGCCCCCCCAAGGAGGAGAAGAGGUACAAGCCCCCCCGCAUGGCCUACUCCGCCCCUCGCAGCGUGAGCGGGGGCGCAGCGGGAUACGACAGGAAAGACUACGUCUGA
Molecule: messenger RNA, 657 nt
Organism: Salvelinus namaycush (lake trout)
Lineage: Eukaryota; Metazoa; Chordata; Actinopteri; Salmoniformes; Salmonidae
Product: claudin-3-like
Exons: 1
Coding region: 1-657 (218 amino acids)
Biological process (GO): bicellular tight junction assembly; cell adhesion
Cellular component (GO): bicellular tight junction; plasma membrane
Molecular function (GO): structural molecule activity
Source: RefSeq, a predicted model, not a curated record